AUGGUAACUCAGCACUCGCAUUCCAAAACCUGGCCAGACUCAAAUGGCUUCUUUGGCCAAUUCGGAGGCAACUACUAUCCCCCCGAAGCUCACCAAGCCCUCAAAGAACUAGCAGACAAAUACAAAGACCUCCGUCACUCCCCAACCUUUCUCCAACGUCUUGAAAAGGUCCGCGUCGGUCUUCAAGGCCGUCCAACACCAAUCCACCACCUUGAAAACAUCUCACAAGAAAUCGGAGGCGCUCAGAUUUUCGUCAAGCGAGAAGACCUCAAUCAUACAGGCGCGCAUAAGAUUAACCACUGCGUCGGCUUUGCACUCCUCGCUAAAGCGAUGGGCAAGACGAAAUUGAUUGCUGAGACGGGCGCUGGACAGCAUGGUGUUGCUCUCGCUACUGCUGCUGCAUAUUUUGGUCUUGAGUGUGAGAUCCAUAUGGGCGCUGUGGAUACAGAAAAGCAAAAGUCCAAUGUUGGUCGUAUGCAGAUUCUCGGUGCAAAGGUUGUGUCUGCGACUGCUGGACAAUCCGCUCUCAAAGAGGCCAGUGACUCAGCUUUCAACGCUUACGUUAAGCAAAGAGCGCAUGCGCUGUAUGCGAUUGGAUCGGCUAUUGGACCCCAUCCCUUCCCAUUGAUUGUUCGGGACUUCCAAUCUGUUAUUGGUCGAGAAGCGCGCGAGCAGUUUCUCACCAUGAAUGGAGGGCUGCCUGAGCAUGUUGUGGCUUGUGUCGCUGGUGGCUCUAAUGCUAUGGGGAUGUACUCUGCAUUCAUCGACGACACGGACGUUAAAUUACACGCUGUUGAGCCACUUGGUAGAUCUGAGAAGAUAGGCGAGCAUGCAGCCACUUUAUCCUACGGCAAACCAGGAACAUUACAUGGCGCAAAGACGAUUGUCCUUCAGAAAGAAGGUCUACCAGCUUCUGUAACCUCUAUAGCUUCCGGGCUUGUUUAUCCUGGCAUCGGACCUGAGAUGGCUAUGCUCCACCAAGCUGGAAGAAUUUCUGUCGCGACGAUUGGAAACGAUGAAGUCAUUAGUACGUUUUUCAAAAUGGCGAAGAGUGAGGGGAUUAUUGUUGCGCUGGAGAGUGCGCAUGCUGUGGCUUAUGCUAUGCGCUUGGCGGCGCAGCGACCGAAGGGGGAGAGGAUUCUUGUGAAUUUGAGUGGCCGCGGAGAUAAAGAUGUUGAUUAUGUGCUUGAAAAUUAUGGCACGGGUUAG
Molecule: messenger RNA, 1209 nt
Organism: Fusarium coffeatum
Lineage: Eukaryota; Fungi; Ascomycota; Sordariomycetes; Hypocreales; Nectriaceae
Exons: 1
Coding region: 1-1209 (402 amino acids)
Biological process (GO): L-tryptophan biosynthetic process
Cellular component (GO): cytoplasm
Molecular function (GO): tryptophan synthase activity
Source: RefSeq, a predicted model, not a curated record